Molecule: messenger RNA, 1086 nt
Organism: Chrysoperla carnea
Lineage: Eukaryota; Metazoa; Arthropoda; Insecta; Neuroptera; Chrysopidae
Product: protein ALP1-like
Exons: 3
Coding region: 31-1086 (351 amino acids)
Source: RefSeq, a predicted model, not a curated record
UUCUCUGAUAAAUUUGAGAACUAUUUUAGAAUGUCAUCAACCCAGUUUGAAGAAUUGUUGUGUUUAAUUGGUCCUUAUAUUUGCAAAAAAAAAGUAGUAAGAGAAACUAUCUCGCCAUCAGCACGACUUGCACUGACACUAAGAUACUUAGCAACGGGAGAUUGUUUAAGUUCAAUAUCUUAUCAAUACCUUGUUGGUUUCUCAACAACUGUGAAGAUAAUAGAAGAAACAUGUCAAAUUAUUUGGGAUAUUUUGAAACAAAAAGUACUCCCAUAUCCACUAAAUACUGCUGACUGGCUCAAAAUAGCAAAUGGCUUUGAAGAACAAUGGCAAUUUCCGCAUUGCAUUGGUGCAAUUGAUGGAAAGCAUGUGAGAAUACAGUGUCCAGACAAUGGUGGUUCAUCAUAUUUUAACUAUAAAUAUCAUCACAGCAUCGUAUUAUUAGCUAUUUGUGAUGCUAACUAUUCUUUUACUUUUGUGGAUAUUGGCGCUUAUGGUCGGCGCAGCGACGGAGGUAUAUUUCGUGACUCUGAAAUGGGUAAAAAGUUUGAGAAACGAGAGAUGAAUGUUCCAAAACCGGAGCUGCUAACGGUUGAUGGCAUGCCUUUACCAUAUGUAUUAGUUGGUGACGAAGCUUUUCAGUUAACUAGUUUUUUAAUGCGACCAUAUCCUGGAAGAGGUGGUCUUAAUCAAGAGCGUCAUAUUUUCAACUAUCGGCUUAGUCGUGCUCGAAGAACAAUAGAAAAUGCUUUUUGCAUAUUGGUUAGUCAAUGGAGAAUAUUGAAAAAACCAAUAGAAUCUACUGUUGAGAACGCAGUGAAGAUUGUUCAAGCAGUAGUAGUUCUUCACAAUUGGCUUAGAAAAUCUGAUAAUGAUAAUACUUACAUUCCAUCUGAAAUGGUAGAUAAUGAUGGACCAAAUGGAUUUGUACCUGGACUUUGGAGAAAAAACAGCGAUUCCGCUCUAGAGGACAACAAAGCUUAUGGUAACAAUUUUAGCAGUCGCAUAGCUACACAAAUUAGAGAAGAAUUCUGUGACUACUUUAACUCAGAAGGAGCUGUUCACUGGCAAUACAACAGAAAUUAA